AUGGCGAACGCAGUGAGCGUAAUUCUGUGCUCUUGGGCACUCUUGAGCUGCGUCGACGCCCUCGUCAACACCAAUUUUACCGGCACGCAUAAGACCUCUGCAGUAAUAUUCGACAAUGAAUUCUCCCUCAUUGUUUGCAUCGUGAGCGUGGAGGACUUGGAACGGGUAGCAUUGGAAGAUGAUGGAAAGGAUGGAUUCGAGGAGGGGCCCGACGAGGAUGAAAGGGCUGAUGAAAAGGGAGAGGGUGAUGAGGAUGAGAUAAUGAGUGGCGGGAAUGGUAGCGUGGAGUUGAUUGCUGACAACGAGUAUGAAAACAACGAAAAGAGUGUAGGCGAUGCGGCGGUGGACGAGGGUUAG
Messenger RNA from Letharia lupina, 357 nucleotides. RefSeq lists its product as uncharacterized. The record is from RefSeq and is a predicted model, not a curated record. The transcript has 2 exons. NCBI's taxonomy places the organism in Eukaryota, Fungi, Ascomycota, Lecanoromycetes, Lecanorales, Parmeliaceae. Bases 1 to 357 code for a protein of 118 amino acids.